This is a messenger RNA of Alternaria postmessia, 1050 nucleotides long. RefSeq lists its product as uncharacterized. The record is from RefSeq and is a predicted model, not a curated record. Bases 1 to 1050 code for a protein of 349 amino acids. NCBI's taxonomy places the organism in Eukaryota, Fungi, Ascomycota, Dothideomycetes, Pleosporales, Pleosporaceae. Gene Ontology annotation, molecular function: nitronate monooxygenase activity. The transcript has a single exon.
AUGUCGCCCCCGUCAUUGCAAACGCCGCUUUCGAAGCUGCUGGGCAUCCAGUACCCAAUAAUACUCGCCGGCAUGGCGCGCACAUCUGGUGGUCCCCUCGCGGCUGCCGUAUCAAACGCUGGCGGCCUGGGCGUGAUUGGAGGUCUAGGAUACACCCCUGAACAGCUUCAAUCCAUCAUCGACGACCUCAAGUCAAACCUCCGAGACAAGAACUUGCCGUUCGGUGUCGACCUCGCGCUUCCACAAGUCGGUGGUAGCGCACGAAAGACGAACCAUGACUACACACAUGGACAGCUCGACGAUCUCAUCGAAGUCACAAUCAAGAAUGGCGCGAAGCUGUUCGUCAGCGCUGUUGGUGUACCACCCGAGCGAACGAUCAAGAGGCUGCACGAAGCAGGCAUUCUGAUUAUGAACAUGGUCGGACACCCCAAGCACGCGAAGAAGGCACUAGAUGCAGGUGUGGAUAUUGUAUGCGCUCAGGGUGGAGAAGGCGGAGGACAUACCGGGGACAUCGCGAACAGCAUCCUGAUUCCAUCCGUCGUGGACAUCGCACGCAAAUACAAGAGCCCCCUCACAGGUCAACCAGCCAUGGUAGUGGCAGCAGGAGGAAUCUACAACGGCCGCAGCCUGGCAAGCAGUUUGAUGCAAGGCGCACAGGGUGUGUGGGUUGGUACACGCUUCGUCGCGUCCACUGAGGCCGGCUGCUCGCAAAUGCACAAGGAAAAUGUAGUUACUGCCGACUUUACAGACACAGGCCGGACACUAGUUGUCAGUGGCCGACCAUUGCGCGUCAAGUACAACGAAUACAUCAAAGAGUGGCAUGAGCGCGAGGACGAGAUCAAGAAGCUGACGGAUGCGGGUAUUGUGCCGCUGGCGAAGGACAUGGACGAUGGGAAGGAUGUGGAUAUUCCGUUCUUGAUGGGCCAGGUUGCGGGGGUAAUCGGCGAUAUUAAGCCUGCAAAGGAAAUUGUGGACGAGAUGGUGCAAGAGGCCGUCGACAUGCUGAGGCUAGGGCAGACAUAUAUCGGAGGGCCGAGUAGUAAACUGUAG